AGUAUUUCUCCAGUUUUUAAAAAUUCCUAAAAGCUGAUUUUUAAGUUUAAUAAAAGUUAGGUCUAUACCUCAAAAUUGUAUAUGCUCCUCCUCGCACUUUCUUGUCCAUUUGAAAAGUUGGGUUCUCAAACUUCGAUUUCCAGUGAAGUUUAGUAGUUUGAGGUGACAAGAGAAUGACAAAGAAGCGAGAAGUAGAAGAUAGCAUGGUGGCUGAAGAGGCAAGCCCAAAACGGCAGAAGGUAAUAGAGCAUUCUUCUCCCUCUCUUGCACCAACUGCUUUCGAGAAUCCACUUCUUCCACUUGCAUCUUAUGAUGAUGAUGAUGAAGACGAUGAGGAUGAUGGAAGGAGAGGACACAUUGCCGAGCAAGUCAUAAAUAAUGGUGGAAACAAGGAGCUAAAUGGCUACUCAUCCGACGAGGAAGAAGAUGAGGAUGAUGAGUAUCAUGGUAGAAGCCAAGGGAAGCGAAAUCGUGCAAUUGAAAUUCGGAGGGACUGCCCUUAUCUUGAUACUGUAAAUAGACAGGUAUUGGAUUUUGACUUUGAGAAAUUUUGCUCGGUCUCUCUCACAAAUUUAAAUGUGUAUGCAUGUUUAGUUUGUGGGAAGUAUUUCCAAGGAAGGGGCCCUAAAUCCCAUGCAUAUACACACAGUCUUGAAGCAGGGCACCAUGUGUAUAUCAAUUUACGAACAGAGAAAGUUUAUUGUCUUCCUGAUGGAUAUGAAGUCAUAGAUCCAUCGCUUGAUGACAUUAUACACGUGCUGAAUCCAAGAUUUAAUGGGGAGCAGGUUGAACAACUUGAUAAGAGCCGACAAUGGUCCAGAGCACUUGAUGGGUCUGAUUAUCUUCCUGGAACGAUUGGGCUGAAUAACAUCAAGGAGACUGAUUUUGUCAAUGUCACGAUUCAGUCUUUGAUGCGAGUAACUCCCUUGAGAAACUUCUUUCUUAUCCCUGAAAAUUAUCAACACAGUAGAUCUCCUCUUGUUCAUCGAUUUGGAGAGCUCACCCGAAAGAUUUGGCAUGCACGGAACUUUAAGGGACAGGUGAGUCCGCAUGAGUUCUUGCAAGCAGUUAUGAAAGCUAGUAAAAAACGUUUUCGGAUAGGUGCACAGUCUGACCCUGUUGAAUUUAUGUCAUGGCUUCUGAAUACCCUUCACGCCGAGCUUAGAACUUCCAAAAAAGGCAGUAGCAUAAUCCACCGGUGCUUUCAGGGGGAAUUGGAGGUUGUGAAAGAGAUGCAUAGUAGACCUAUUACGGAGAAGAGGGAGAAUGGGGAUGCCCCGAAUAAUGGCAAUGGGGAAGAUGGUCAACAUGGAUCUCACAAUAUUGCCAUGGAAAGUAGCAGAAUGCCUUUCUUAAUGCUUGGACUCGAUCUGCCACCCCCACCUCUUUUUAAAGAUGUCAUGGAAAAGAAUAUUAUUCCCCAGGUACCAUUAUUCAACAUACUUAAGAAGUUUGACGGUGAAACUGUGACUGAAGUUGUAAGGCCUCGUAUAGCGAGGAUGAGAUACCGUGUAACAAAAUUGCCGCAGUAUCUAAUUCUCCACAUGCGAAGGUUUACAAAGAACAAUUUCUUUAUGGAGAAAAAUCCGACACUUGUUAACUUCCCGGUGAAGAAUUUAGAGCUCAAGGAUUAUAUUCCUCUGCCAGCACCAAAGGAGAAUGAGAAGCUUCGCUCAAAGUAUGAUUUGAUUGCUAAUAUUGUUCAUGAUGGUAAGCCAGGUGAAGGAUCCUACAGGGUGUUUGUCCAACGGAAAUCAGAAGAACUUUGGUAUGAGAUGCAAGACCUACAUGUUUCUGAAACUCUUCCCCAAAUGGUUGCACUUUCUGAGGCUUAUAUGCAAAUAUAUGAGCAGCAUCAGCUGUGAUGAAACUGACAAGUAACAUUGGAAAGACAAACCAUUUCCUUUUCUUCUCUUCUUUUUGAAAUACCAAAUUCGACUAUUAGAUCACUGAUGAAGAGAAGUACGGCACUUGUUGAGGGAUAGUGAAUGCGGUUUACUUGUUUGUUGCUAUCGAUAAAUCUCUGCUGGUUUUAUAUUGUCAAGGCUUCUUAUCAUUACUAUUUCAUGCAGUUCUGUGAAGUCCAGCUGUGGAAGUGUCCACUUAUUUCUCUUCGGAUGGGUUUGUUAUGUGGUAGGUUCUUGAAUUCAGAAGAUGUUGCCUUUA
Molecule: messenger RNA, 2166 nt
Organism: Nicotiana tabacum (common tobacco)
Lineage: Eukaryota; Viridiplantae; Streptophyta; Magnoliopsida; Solanales; Solanaceae
Biological process (GO): spliceosomal complex assembly; mRNA processing; protein deubiquitination
Molecular function (GO): zinc ion binding; cysteine-type deubiquitinase activity
Source: RefSeq, a predicted model, not a curated record